AUGGCUACCGACGACGAUAACUUCGACAUUGACAUCUACGGCGAUGGCACUUACAAUGCUAAUGACGCCGGAGAUUUCAAGCAGGAGGACACUGAGCUCGUUCUGGAUGCUCCCCAGAACCAGCCUGAGUCUAGCACUGACACCGUCAAGCAUGAGAACGCCCCUACCACUCAGACCCAGCAGGCGAACAACAAUGCAGCUCCAUCGGCCCCUCAGCAGCAAGCCCCUCAGCAACAGACUCCCCACCAUGGUCUGCCUGCACCCCCUCAGGGAGUCAAGCGAAAGGAAUACGAGGACCAGUCCGUGGACCCCGAUGCUACAACUGCGUUGUUGAUCUCGGAUCUAUCCUGGUGGACUACCGAUGACGAUAUCCGAGGCUGGGUGAACCAAGCCGGAGUCGAGAAUCAACUUAAGGAUGUGACCUUCAGCGAGCAUAAAGUGAAUGGCAAGAGCAAGGGUCAGGCGUUUGUUGAAUUCACCACCGCGCAGGCAGCGACCGCGACUAAGCACAACAUCGAGAGAAACGGUGGUCCCGCGCGUAAGCACACCGCGAUCUACACCAGCCCCCACCAAAACCCCUUUAAGACUCUUCCCAAGGAUACCCCGAUGCGCAGUGCUGGCGGCCGCGGCGGCGGUGCUGCCCACAACACCGGUGGCAACCCCAACUACGGCAUGAACAACCACACCGGUGGCGGAUUCCGCGGUCGAGGCGGCUUCAACAACCGUGGCAUGGGUGGUAACAUGAACAACAACUUUAACAACCGCAACAACUUCAACCCGAUGGGUGGAUUCCAAGGUGGCGCGCCUAACCCCAUGAUGGGUGGCUUCCAGGGUGCCCCGAUGGGCGGAAUGAACUACGGAUUCAACAACAACCGCGGCAACAUGAUGGGUGGUAUGCGCGGUGCUGGUAUGCGCGGCGGUCGUGGUGGAAACGCCAUGGGCGGCGGUCCGAACAUGAUGGGACAACAAGGUUUCCAGGGCCCAAACCCCGGAUUCAAUAAUCAGGGCUACUACAACCCUACCAACCCUAACAACCAGCCCGGCGGCGCCGAUGCAGGUUCCUGGAACCCCCACGGUGCAAAGCGCAGCCGUCAAGACUAA
Penicillium crustosum is the source of this 1101-nucleotide messenger RNA. RefSeq lists its product as uncharacterized. Lineage: Eukaryota; Fungi; Ascomycota; Eurotiomycetes; Eurotiales; Aspergillaceae. Gene Ontology annotation, molecular function: mRNA binding. Bases 1 to 1101 code for a protein of 366 amino acids. The record is from RefSeq and is a predicted model, not a curated record. Gene Ontology annotation, biological process: mRNA alternative polyadenylation. Gene Ontology annotation, cellular component: mRNA cleavage and polyadenylation specificity factor complex. The transcript has 3 exons.